Messenger RNA from Carlito syrichta (Philippine tarsier), 2499 nucleotides. RefSeq names its product serine/threonine-protein phosphatase 4 regulatory subunit 1-like. The record is from RefSeq and is a predicted model, not a curated record. Gene Ontology annotation, biological process: protein dephosphorylation. Gene Ontology annotation, molecular function: protein phosphatase regulator activity. NCBI's taxonomy places the organism in Eukaryota, Metazoa, Chordata, Mammalia, Primates, Tarsiidae.
GGGGGAACCCCUGUCCGCGCCGGACCGCUCUUGCGGCAGCCGCCUAGUAACUCUUUGUGUGUCUCUUGGUUUUCAGAGAUGCCCCUGUACUUUGUGGACUUACAGGAUGACUUAGACGAUUAUGGAUUUGAAGACUAUGGUCCAGAUUGUGACAGCAUGAGGGUCACGGCCUUCUUGGACAUCCCAGGCCAAGAUAACCUGCCUCCUCUCACUCGCCUGGAGAAGUAUGCUUUCAGCGAGAAUAUCUUCAGCCGUCAGAUUAUUGCCAGAGGGCUGCUUGAUAUCUACCAGGACUUCAGUAACAAUGAAGAAAACUUCCUAACAGUGAUGCAGAUUGUAGUCAGAUUGUCAGAAGACCCAGAGCCCACAGUGCGGACUGAGCUGGUAGAACAGAUUCCUCCUGUUGCUGUUUUUUUUUUUUUACCAGAAAACAGAUCCAAUUUUCCAGUGGUGUUCUCUGAAUAUCUCAUACCUAUUGUGGUGCGAAACCUCACAGAUUCGAACAACCAGGUUAGAAAACCAAGCCAGGAAGUGCUCUUGGUUCUUCUGGAACAAGGUCUAAUUUUCCAACUUGAUAUUGAAAAUAAAGUGUCUCCAAUUCUGCUGGAGCUCUCUGCCCCGGACAGCGAUGAUGACUACAAGGCUGAAGCCCUCAUCUGCAAAAUGGCUUCCAUGAUGAGUAAGAGCACAGUUGAACGCCUGCUGCUCCCUCGGUUCUGCGAGCUGUGUGGGAAUGGGAAGCUCUUUCAAGUUCGAAAGAUGUGUGCUCCAAAUUUUGGUGAUAUUUGUCAUGCUAUUGGACAAGAAACCACUGAGAAAUUUUUGAUCCCAAAGUUUUUUGAGCUCUGCUCAGAUGAUGUCUGGGGGAUGCGGAAAGCCCGUGUUGAAUGCUUCCUGGCCGUGUCCUGCUGCUCCUCCCCUGCUGUCCGCAGAGCCCUGCUCUCGCUCUUCAUCAGACUCAUCAGCGACCCCUGUCGAUGGGUGUGCCAGGCUGCUUUUCAGUCCCUCGGCCCCUUCAUUUCCACCUUUGCAAGCUCCUCCAGGGCUGGCCUUUGUAUUCGAGAGGACAGCACCCUGACCAUCGGACCACCACCAACUCGGGAUUUGGACUCCAAUUUUGUCCCUGUCUCGCCCAUUCUGGGCAGCUGUGGGGAUACUUCCUCAGCCAGUUCGGCCAGGCCUGUGCAGAUGAAGCCGGGUCUACCCGCGGAAGGGACAUCCGCAGAAGCCAGUAACUACCUGCACAUCAGUAGCUCUUCUAACGGCCUCACGGAAAACCCAGUGGAAGACUCUGCUUCGGCAGGGGCUGACCUGGCCGGGCUUUCCCCAGAGCCAGUGCCUUCUCAAAGCUUCCUGACCUAUGUGCAGUCUGAAGUCAGUGCCAAUGGGAGUGUGGCUAGCUCUUGGGUGGAUCUGAGCAGCAGGGAUUUGAACCACCUGUCGUUGAUUAUCUCUCACGGAAGCACAAUAGCUUCCUUUCUUCUUGCCUCCCAGGAUGUGAUACCUCAGCCCCUGCUGGAUCAGUAUGUGUACAUGACUGACUCAGCUCAAGCACAGACUGUCGACACUGACAUAGCCAAGCACCAUGCGUACAGCCUCCCUGGGGUGGCACUGACCCUGGGCAGGCAGAAUUGGCACUGCCUGAAGGACACGUACGAAGCACUGGCAUCCAACAUGCAGUGGAAGGUACGUCAGAUCCUGGCCUCCUCUCUCCAUGAGCUGGCUGUGAUUCUUGGGGAUCAGUUAACAGCAGUUGACCUGGUGCCCAUCUUCAAUGGAUUUUUAAAGGAUCUGGAUGAAGUACACACAGGAGUUCUUAAACACCUGUAUGAUUUUCUAAAGUUGCUUCAUGAAGACAAGAGGAGAGAAUAUCUUUAUCAGCUUCAAGAAUUUGUAGUGACCGAUAACAGCAGGAAUUGGAGGUUUCGAUAUGAACUAGCAGAACAGCUGAUUCUGAUUCUGGAGCUCUGUGGCCCGGAUGACGUCCAUGAGUACCUCGUGUACGUCGCUCUCAGGCUGUGUGCAGACAGGGUUUCUGAAGUGCGGUCGACUUCCUGCAAGCUAGUUGUGGCAAUUCUGCAGAAGUUUUAUUCCAACAGUGAAAGUACAUUGGGGUUAAAUUUCAUCAACGAACUCAUCGUAAGGUUCCGGCACUGUCCCAAGUGGGUCGGAAGGCAAGCUUUUGCUUUCAUCUGUCAGGCGGUGGUGAGUAAGGAGGGCGUGCCUGUGGGCGAGUUCACAGAGCACCUGCUUCCCAGCCUCUUGAGCCUUGCGUCUGACCCCGUGCCCAACGUAAGGGUCCUACUGGCCAAGACGCUGAGGCAGACGCUGUUGGAGACAGCAUAUUUUAGAAAUGCUGGUAACCCUCAUCUUGAAUUCAUUGAAGAGACCAUCUUAACUCUACAGUCAGACCUGGACCAGGAUGUUUCCUUUUUUGCCACCCUAGAACCAAAGGAGCGGAAUAUCAUAGACACUACCAUACCAGAAAAGCAGAAUUGA